AUGGAUGACAAAGAAAACCGGAUAACCACCGGAAGAAGGGCAUCCAAGAAAAGACUCAAUGAAUCCGUGGAAGGGAUUUCCAUGUCAAAGAAGCGGGUUGUGCUGGGUGAGCUCACUAACACUUCGUCCAACGCGACCGGGUUGACAAUAAAAUCUGGUUCGGGCAAAUCCCGGAAACCCAUAUUCGUGCCUGAACCCCAAGAGAAGGUCGGGGAGUUGGUUGAUGAAACAGUGAAUACUUCUAUUGAUGUGAAUGUUGAUUUCCAUGUUAUCCCUGAAACUGAUGAAUCGCAAAAAAUUGGACUCGCUCAUAUUAUGUAUCGGCAUCUUCACUCCCUGGAGGUAGAGGCAAAGAGAAGACCUUCGUGUAAUUACAUGGAGAAGGUUCAGAAGGAUAUAACACCAGCUAUGCGAGAGAUUCUGGUUGAUUGGUUGGUUGAGGUUGCAGAGGAAUUCAAACUUCUUUCGGACACCCUUUAUCUCACUAUAAAUUAUAUUGAUAAAUAUCUGUCAGCUCAUGACUUACGUAGGAAUAAGCUUCAGCUUCUUGGUGUAUCUUGCAUGCUUGUUGCAGCGACAAUUUUCAGUUCCACUUGGUUUGAAGCUUUUGUAAAGGCUGGAUGUUCCCAUCAAAUAGACCUACAUGCAGAGAACUCUGAUCUUCAAGCGCCUGGUGGUGCAGAAGGUACCAUGGGACAGCUCGCAGCAGGCUCGAACAUUGAUUGCCAAGUGAGAUGUCAGCCUAACUCCAGCCAUGUUGUGCAGAGGCAUCAGUGA
This is a messenger RNA of Fraxinus pennsylvanica, 777 nucleotides long. Lineage: Eukaryota; Viridiplantae; Streptophyta; Magnoliopsida; Lamiales; Oleaceae. The record is from the annotation of a GenBank genome assembly.